AAUUGUACUUUUCGUGGACACACUAUGUUUCACACGGUAUCAAUGCAAGCCUGUAUUUUACAGAAUACAGACACCAUUGAAUGUAAUGCUUCAAACUAGCUUAACAUACGCUAAGAAGAUCACUUCUUUUAUAAACCAAGGGCAGAGUCGUGAAGCAAUUAUUCUGUUCCACCAAGUUCACAAAGUUGGGUCCAAAAUCACAGAGUUCCUUCUCUCUGCAGUUGCUAGGGCCAGUGCUAGGGCUGCGGGAAUAACGGAAGGAAAGCAAGUUCAUUGCAUGAUACUCAAACAUGGGUUUGAUAGAGUUACGGUUUUGAUGACAUCCCUUGUUGAUAUGUACUCUAAAUGUGGUGGCAUAGAUGAAGCUCGAAGAGAGUUCGAUGAAGUUACUGAAAGAGAUGUUAUUGUAACAAACAGCAUGAUCUUUGGGUUGUGCAGAUUCCGUUUGACGUUGGAAGCUAUUGAGUUGUUUAAUGGUAUGUCCCAAAGAGAUGUGGGGUCUUGGAAUUCAUUGAUUUCUGGUCUGGCGCAAUAUUCAGAGGGAACGAUGGCGUUGUCUUGUUUUGAGAGGAUGAGAUUGGAAGGAUAUGAAGUUGAUGUUAUGACGAUGGUGAGUGUUGUUUCAGUUUGUGCUGAUAUUUUCUGCGUGAUUAAUGGAAAAAUGGUUCAUGGGUUAGUAAUUAGGCACGGGUUUGAGUCGUGUUUACCUGUUCAGAAUGCUAUUCUUGACAUAUUGAUUUCAAAGAUUGGAAAGAGGGAAAUUAUAGCGAGGGACUCAAGCCGAUUCCACCAUUUUAAAGAUGGAGUUUGCUCUUGUGGAGAUUACUGGUGAGCUUGAAAAACUAGAAUUACAUAAACAUGAAUUCGUAAUUAGAUUUUUUGCAACUUGUUAACACGCCACAAUCUCUUUCUGUAAAUACAUCAUUUUCGAUUUCCAAGCUUAUCUUAAAAAUAUAAAUUUUACAUUGUA
Molecule: messenger RNA, 970 nt
Organism: Rubroshorea leprosula
Lineage: Eukaryota; Viridiplantae; Streptophyta; Magnoliopsida; Malvales; Dipterocarpaceae
Source: the annotation of a GenBank genome assembly